AUGGAGAAAUUUGUGGUUUUCGUGCGUUCUGAGGCAUCUACUGUCAAUCUUAAAGUGUCAGGAUGUGAAAUAACCGUGUAUAUUCCUGCUUCUGAUCAUACGGAAAACGUACAGCUACACAAAAAUGUUGGUUCCUGGAGUGUCGAUCUAUUGCACAAUAACCCAGGAUUUGGUAAACCAUAUUUGUUGAAGUUAACCAAUCAAGAAAAGGUGCGUUAUUUAUUUAAAUACGAUUUUUCAUGUCUAGUUCAUAUGUAUUUGUGAAUGAUGAAACGAAGAAUAAAAUAUUCAAAACAGAUCUCACGAUCAAUAAUUCAUAAGGAAAUUACAGUAUAUAGAUGAUCAUUCCAAACCUAUGGGGAAGAAUAAAGUGUAAUAUAGUCCUACGACUUGAUCAAAAUUCCAUGAUCCAGUGUAAAAACUGGAAAAGUUUCUUUGAUCAACAAAGUUCUAUUUACAGAUUUGAAAUGUUUCAAAUUUCUAGAAUGACAAGAUAAAAGUUUCCAUUGUUCCUGAACGUGAUUUUAUCAAGACAAGUCUGCUUCAUUGUACAUUUAAAAGUCUAACAGAGUUCUCUCUCACUGGUCCAAACGUGCAAGUGGUGAACUCACAGUACGAUAACACAUUAACUGGAGUGAGUCUUCAACUGAAUUCAGUUGGAAAUGUAAGAAUAUCAUCUCAUCCACUUCAAGUGAAAUCUCUUGACAUCAAUGUGAGGCCCCCUGAAGGUAAGUGCCUUACGAGCAGAGUAACAAUUUCAUAG
Messenger RNA from Paramuricea clavata, 763 nucleotides. NCBI's taxonomy places the organism in Eukaryota, Metazoa, Cnidaria, Anthozoa, Malacalcyonacea, Plexauridae. The record is from the annotation of a GenBank genome assembly.